UCUGAACAGGUUGCCAUCAAAGAUAAAGAAGGAAGGAUAUCUUUUCCAGAGGAGGGGGAAGACAUUUCAAAACUUAGUGAUGAUGAACUAAGAGUUGCAUACAUUGGCAUAGAAGGCAUGCAUUGCAAUUCUUGUGUUAAAAACAUUGAAGGAAACAUUUCUGAUUUAAGUGGUGUCAAGCAAAUUGAAGUGUCUCUUGAGGAAAAAGAAGGAAAAAUUAUGUACUCACCAAAGCAAACCAGUGGCAAGGCAUUAACAAAUGCCAUUGAGGAAAUGGGAUUUGAAACAUCUUUGAAGCGCAUUGUGGAUGUUUUGACACAACAUGAAAUAGCUCUGUCUGAGGAUGGAAAAAUGGACAAUAAGGAGAUUGAAAGCCUGGAAAAUUCCUGCAGUAAGAGUUAUAGUGAGGUAAAGAUCUCUGUGAAAGGAAUGACAUGCCACUCUUGCGUGAAGACCAUUGAACAAGGAAUGUCUAAGCAACCUGGUGUACAAGUUGUAAAUGUUUCACUCAAGAAUGAAGAAGCGACCAUUACUUAUGAUGCAUCCAUGACUGACCCUGGGAACCUAAGAGAGGCCAUUGAUGACAUGGGCUUUGAGGCAGCUUUGUCUUCACCUUCACCCACCCCUCCCCUAACAAAUGAUGUCCAGACAGUCAUGAUAAACAUUGAUGGUAUGACUUGUAAUUCAUGUGUACAGACAAUCGAGAAAAACAUUUCCCAGCUUGAUGGCAUUCAGUUCAUUUCAGUGUCCCUAGCAGCAAAGACAGCCCAAGUUCAUUACUCACCUGGAAAAGUCACAGGGGAGCAAGUGAGAGAAGCUAUAGAGGACAUGGGAUUUGAUGCAAGUUUGAUUGGGGAUGGUGUCUGCAAUGUUGAUAAGGAUGUGCGAAUGGCGAUGAUUAGUGUUGAAGGAAUGACAUGCAUGUCUUGUGUGAAAACAAUUGAGGGAACCAUGUCUACAAAGCCAGGAGUACAGAAUAUCAAAGUCUCUCUUACUGACAAACAAGCUGCUAUUGAGUACGAUGAGGCAGUGACAACACCAGAAGAUUUACGUGCAGGGAUUGAAGACAUGGGAUUUGAUGCUACACUUUCUGAAGGUAAGAGUGACAACAAAACUGAAAUCAGUGAAGCAACUAAUUCAAUUGAAGCAAUGAAAUUGGUGGGAGGCAAAUCACUUCACCAUUUAUAAACUGCCUUACUAGUUCAUAUAACACUCUUACCAUUUGGCCAUGAAUAAACGAAUAGGUGCAAAAUCAUUUCACGAAAGUGUUUAUCAAUUGUGGGGGAGUGGUUCUCUAAUUUCAGACUAUCAGAUCUUUCAGUAUUGGGUCACUUAACUUGGCUUUGCUCUUGUCAAUCAAUCAGGAGUUUAAAAAGAUCAAUGGUAAAGUUAUUGGUUAUGGCAUGUUGUUACAUGUAUUUUUUAAAGGUUAAGAUGUAAGGAGAUUGCCUUUUAAAGAAUAGCUCCAUACUUCUUUAUAGAAACCAUACAUACCCCCACAAUUCCUCUAUUUUGAAAGCUUUAGAAACUCUUUAUGAGGGCCAAUUUACUUUGUAAACUCAAUUGAUGAAACCAAAAUAUCUUGUAAUAACCUCCACUAACACAGCACCCCCUUAUUCCUACAAAACUACACCUUAGUGACAUUCAAAGUUUCUCUUCUCAGCCAAAUGCAAAUUAGUUUCUUCACAAGUAUUUGAUCUUACACUAGAUGUUAUCCUUCUUCUUGUAUGUGGUUAACCAUUGCUGUGCAAGAAGUGACCUGGUUUCUUGAAAUCUUUUGUCAAUGUCCUGGGAAUAAAAUUUCAAUUAUUUUUUUAAAACAUCAAACUUGAAACCCAAUCUUUGAAACUUGAUCCUUCAUUCUUGAAAAUGAUCAAGUUUCCAGUCAAGACAAAUCCUCUCAUUUUAGUAAGGAUCUUAGAAUAAUAGAAUUUAUCAUCAUGGUACCUGUCAAAAUCAAGUGGCUUGAAAAAGAUUUAAGUGUCAUAUCUUAUAAAAAAUACAAGCUUGAGUUCAAGAUGAAUAUUUAUGAUACACUAGUUGACACAGGAAAAGUUUUUUUCACUGAACUGAAUCAUAAAGAAAAUAAUCUGUGGUGAAAUGGACCCCUAAAGAAUGGAAAUGUUUCUUUUUUGGCAAGGUCAAAGGGUAUUUUGUUAUUUCCAUUGUGCCUGAGAUUGAUUUCAACAUUGAACUUUUAUGAAGGAUGCCUUUCAUAGCAAAGUAAGUGGUUAACCCUUUAACUCCCAAGAUCUCAUUAGUAAUUCUCCUUACUGUUUGCUAUGAAAUUUACAUGAUUCUAGUUUGGAGAAUUUGCUAUUGGAUCAACAAAUAAUCCCCUAAUUGAUAUUUUCUUUAUUCUCAUUACCUGUCUGCUUGAUAUUGUACUGAUAGUGUAAGGAGAAAUUCUGUCUUGGUCACUAGUGGGACUUAAAGGAUUAACUUUGUGGUCUGGUCAACAUGUUUGUUCAAAUACUUUAUUCUCCCAACUAGCCAUAUGUUCUAAUUGCUAAUUCUCUCAAACAAACCUAUCUUACAUUGUUUAUUCAUUAUAGUUAUUUGUAUUUUUAACAUCACUUUUGAAUGACAUGAUAGAUGUUACAUGAGAUACAAUUACACAAUGGCUGGGAUCCUUAGCAAGCUCUCCUGUGCAUUUUAUAGAAGAUUAACAAAAUUUCAGUGAACUUCAUAUAUUUCUUUCAUGUAAUGAUGAUGGUAAAAAUUAUAAGUAAGGUAGAUAUUGCAUUGGGCUUCAGACUUGAAGAUUGGACUGGUAAAUCUCACUAAUCAACCAACAAAAAUAUAACAUUAACAACAACAACUAGUAAAGGAAAACAACAAGAACAAUAAUUUUUUUACACCCUGAGAUGAGAAUCAAGGGGAUUCUUGCUCCAGAGCUCUACCAAGCCCUCCUCAAAUAUGUAAUGUUCCCCCACCCUGGAGCUAUACCCGGCCCUUCUCAAAGAUGUACUGCCCCCUGCCCCCUUCUCUAAGCUAGCUCUUGAUACUCAAAACUUUAGGUCAACUGAAAUUGCCAGCUACAUGUAAGUUAUAACAGCUUAAUUUUUUGGUUUUUGGUUUGUUGUCAGAUGGUGAGAGAUCAAAGAAUGAAGAGGGUGCUAAUGCUGUCAAUCAUGAUUUGGCUGGUGAUUGGGAGGUGACAUUUAGUAACAUGGAAACUGUGAGAAGCAGAGAAUCACUGGGUGAAGAAGAUGUAGAGAAGAUUUAUCUGCUCAUUACAGGCAUGACAUGUGCAUCUUGUGUGGGAAGCAUCGAGAAAGGACUUAUGAAGAAGAAAGGUGAGCCAACUCCAAUGAUAUUAUUUUGACCCCUAACUCCCUAACAUCAGGAUGCAUACUCUCCAUACUGCUCUAUAUGCAUUUCAAAGGUUUAACAAGGAGAAUUGGUUGAAUAAUCAUUAGCUUCUUUAGAGGAUGAUUAUUUCCUUUCUUCUCCUAACCUUUAUGUUUGAUUUGGUAGUAAUACUGUGAGGAGAAUUGAGAUGCUAAUAACUGCUUUGAAAGGCCACUAUUUCUGGUAAAAUUGUGGGGUUUUUAAAUGAAGAAGACUUUGUAUGAUGUUGUUUGAUUGUUUUGAAAUAAAGAUUUUGUUUACAAACAUUUUAACUUUUUCACAGGAAUAAAGUCUGUACUUGUUGGCCUGUUAGCACAGAAAGCAGAAGUUAAAUUUGACAAGAAAAGGAUCACACCAGAAGAAAUAAUCUACUAUGUGAAGGGCUUGGGGUACGGUUGUGAACUUUUGGAUCAAGGUGGUCAGGGAGAGGGUACAGUUGAUAUAAAUGUAAGUGUAUUGUGAUUGUAUUUGCAAUGUUCAAUAUAUCAGCUUUUUAACUAUGUUUGAUUAAAUCACAGGUCAGCCAUGUAUCAGAAAGGAUCCAAAAGGAACAUGCAUUGAUUACUGUGCUUUUAUUAGAUACACAUAAUUUGUUCACUUAAGCUGUUGUCUAUAUUCACUUACAAGUACAGUCUAAAGAAACCUUUGUGCUGUGUCGAUGGGGGACGAGUAUAACAAGAUAGUUUGGUUUGAUCAACUAAGUUGAUAAAGUAAAUUGGGCACCGUAAAGAAUUUCAAGCCCUUUGCCAGAGCGAGUAGAGGAAUUGUGGGUUGUGUAUGGUUUAUGUCCAGAAACAUGGAGCUAUGCUAUUGGUGGGGACAUGGUUGACUAAAUAGCGUUCGUUGAUUCCUUGGGGAUUAAGAGUGCUGUUUUGAGUGAUGAAUUUUUGUUGUGGAGUUUUGCAGCUUUUCGAAUUACCUAGAUGUAAGGAAGGGCAUCAGACUGCCUUGUAUUGCGUAGAAUUAUUUGGGAGAUCUAAGUGUCUAGUAAUUGGUUUGGAUGCGUCUUUGUCAUUCCUUUUCUACGUCGUGAAGGUGUUCUCAGAAUCGUCGUCAUUCGACUUCCUGUCUCGUCGAUAUACAACUUUUUGCAAUAAAAGCAAGUUAAAUGACAUUGGUGGAGAUACAGGUGAAGUCAUCAGUGAUCUUAAUGGAUCGCUUGGAUCCCGAUAUUUUCUCGACGUUAUGAAUGAAAGGACAAGUUUUGCAUCGUGCGCGCGUGCAUUUAAAGACCCGUGUUAAUUUGUAUUUAUCUUCUGACAACUUGUAUAUUAGUUCAGUGAUAUGAGGGAUAUAAUAUCCUGUUUCUCUUCUUGUUGCAGAUAACAGGCAUGACUUGCUCCUCGUGUGUUCAUUUAAUAGAAUCAAACCUCACCAAAAGGAAAGGAAUACUGAAGGCAUCAGUUGCAUUAGCAACGAGCAGUGGCCGAUUUGUGUACGACACAGAAACAACAGGUCCACGGGACAUUAUUGAAUCUAUCGAGUCUCUAGGUUUUAGUGCAUCAAUGGACAACGAUGACAAGAAAAAGGAUAGGAUAGAUCACUCAAAGGAAAUAAGCAAGUAAGGCUUAGAUUUGAAGCAUCUAUUGAAAAUUGUCACGGCAUGCACUAAAAAAAAUAUUUUUUCUCUGCUCCAUUAAGCAUUCGAUGAAAAGUUCAUAUCUUCAAUCAAGAAAACCUUUUUAUUUUUAAAUUUUUUUUCUUUUAGCACAGGGCGCUGGCGAGAGGCCACAGUGAAAUGAGUUUGAAUGUAGCGUCACAGCAAACACCGAGAAAAUGAUAUCAUGAAUGUUAUUAGGCGCAUAACAAUCAGUUUUAAAAGACAUUCUUCUUUCUUUUAAUUAUGAUACGCCCAUCGGUACUGCGUUGUUUGUGGCCAGCGAACCUUGAUGAAAUUUUCUGGUGAGCAAACACUGUUUUAAGUUGACAGGGCCAUAGCGGUGAACAAACAAAUACAGCCGAGAGACACUUCAGACGAUCGACAGACAUUCGGUGCAGUUCAACCACCAGUUUUUACCCAAAAACACAAUGUCCACUGAAAUAAACAAUGACCAUUCUAUUAUACAGAAAACAAUCGACUAGCUCUUACACGCUCAUUACGAGCAGACGCAUCUGAGAAGAGAUGCGUCUGCUCGUCUGUCAAGAUUAGUCUGCGUCAAGUCCUUAUCGCCUACUCAUCUUUUGGUUCCCUUACCUUUGAGCUGCAUGUAGCGCAAACGUUUUUAAGCCUAUCGUCUGGAAUCCUUUUCGAUCUUUUUCAUCUUUAACGUAAUCCCUUGUCUUUUUUGGUUUCCUCUGUCUAUUGUUGGUGAGUUUUUUUGUCUCGCCAUACUAUUAUUGUUAAUUUCCAAGGUCAAGUGAGACAUUUUGUAUUCAUUGUUUACAUUUUACACACUUAUUUUUUCUUGCUUUUAGAUGGAGACGCUCAUUUUUGUUUUCCCUGAUCUUUGGAGUACCAACAUUCAUUAUAUUUAUUACAUAUGUGAUUCUGGAUGAGUUUGAGAAGAGACCAAACCAAAUGGUGCUACCUGGACUGUCCUUGGAGAAUUUGUUAAUGUUUAUCUUGUGUACUCCAGUUCAGGUGAGCGCAGUGUAACCAUCACUUAUCGCCGCCCUAUAAUUCGGUAUGAUCAACUGAUUUGUUAAUGUAAAUUGGCCACCGUCAAUAGUUUCUAAAGCCGACAUUUUGUCCGUUGGCCAUUCGUCAAAGCGUAACCUUUUACCCUAAGGCUUUACUCUGACGAAGUGCCAAUGCUCGAAUCGUCAGCCUUAGAGAUUCUUUUCGUUAUCGACGUAGUUGAUAACACCAAAUUUUCUUCCUAUACCCCCACUGAUGCAGCAUCACAGUCUGUUUUAACCCUUUCAUCCAAAGAUCAUUAACCCUUUCAUCCACCCCAAAGAUCACAUUAGUAAUUCUCUUUACUGUCUGCCAUACAGUUCUUGUGAUGUUAGUUUGGAGAAUUUGGUAUUGGAUCAAUUUAUAACAAAUAUUUUCUUUAUUCUCAUCACUUGUUUGCUUAAAAUUGUAUUGAUAUUGUAAGGAGAAAUUCUGUCUUGGUCACUCACGGGAGUAAAAGGGUUAAAAGUCACCCCUUUAUCCUCUUGUCACCAUAACCAAUGAUAAACUACUAAUGGAUUGUUUUAAGACUUUCUAUCCAAUAAUUUAUAUCACUGAAAAUACGGAAGCCAGAAGGAAAAAAAAAAUUAAAAUGCCGCUUUGACUACCCUAAGCGGGAAAUCAACGAGUAUUUCUCAGUCAGUUGAUCAAUCCAUUUCAAAGUUUACUAGUUUAUGUCACGCAUAACCCACAGUGUUUCACUUUGUCCUUAAGAAAGGCUAGCUCAGGACAUGCAGGGAAAACUGAACCAGCACAUCCGUAACAUGUCUCACAUUACCCACGUUCUACCUUUGCAGAUCUUUGGUGGACAGCACUUCUAUGUUACAGCUUAUAAGGCUCUUAAACACAGGACCACAAACAUGGACGUACUGAUUAUGUUGGCCACAUCAAUAGCUUAUGUUUAUUCUGUAAGUACUGAUCUUCCGUAAAGUAAACUUAAUUUUAAUCUGAUUACAUGUGAAUUAGUUUAAUUUAGAUCUCCCAGAAAACUGCUAUAAGAUUAGUGAUGUUCACAAACUUAAUGGUACAGUUUAUCAAAAUGUCGAAUUAAAAAAAUAUCUUCGAAACUUUCCUUCUCUUUGUCAUUCUGUGUAUUAUUUCUCUCCUAGAUUAUUGUCGUUACCGUGGCGAUGUCCGAACAGAGUAAUCACAGUCCAAUGACGUUCUUUGACACCCCACCUAUGUUGUUGGUGUUCAUCUCACUUGGUCGCUGGAUGGAGCAUGUCGCCAAAGGAAAGACAUCAGAGGCUCUGGCCAAACUGUUGUCUUUACAACCCUCGGAUGCACUGCUGGUCCAGCUGGCACCCGGAACAAUGAACGUAGUCAGUGAGAAAGUCAUUCAUGUUGACCUGGUCCAGCGUGGAGAUGUACUAAAGGUACACAGGCUCUAACACUUCUCAUUUCUCUUGUUGCAUUUUGAAGGCAGAUUUUCAGCUUAGUGUAAGGAAAUUUGUCUUCCCUAGAAGUAAUCAGAACCUUUACUUAAGAGACAUUUGUACUGUUGCAUAAUAGAAUUCUACUAGAGAGGUGGAUGGUAAUAAAUUCAUUGAAAACCUUGUGCGAGGUUCUCUGUCCUUGUCCUAUCGCCGGCCGUCAUUCUUUCACCUAAUCGAUGACUAGUUGAAUACUAACCAGACUUGAGUGCAACUGGUUUGUUGUUGUUUCAGUAAACCUCAGUUUCCCAAAGUUAUAUAAAACCUUGAUAGUAAUGCUUGUUUGUAAUUAUUUCUGGACGUCCUUGGAAAAAAAAUCAAUUCACUGCCGAUGUUUGGUGCGAUUUUCAACUCCUCUUUAUGUGAUCGAUAAAUUAAUGCUAUAUGAAAAUAAAGCUCGUUCUCAUAUUUUCAGGUUGUUCCAGGAGCUAAAAUACCAGUUGAUUGCAAAGUUCUUCAGGGUACAUCCACCGCUGACGAAUCUCUGAUCACGGGUGAAUCCAUGCCUGUCAUCAAGAAACCAGGUGACUCCGUGAUUGGUGGAACUAUAAACCAAAACGGCUCCUUAUUGGUGGAGGCAACCCACGUGGGUCAGGACACUACGCUUGCACAGAUUGUGAAAUUAGUAGAGGAGGCACAAACCUCUAAGGUACGGUGGAAAUUUUACAAUUUUGUAAUGAUUUGAAGGCAAGUAAUUUUCGUGCGAAGCUGCCGUAGAAGUAUGAAAACUAAAUUUAUUCCAAAGUCUAUGUUAGUUCAAUUUUCGUUGUCUUUAUGUAUAGGACGGAAUAAAGUGAAUGAGAGUUUUUUCUGGCCUUUUGUUAGCUUGUCAUAUUGAGACCUGCUAAAUGACCGAGCUCACCAAAAACGCCCUAGGAGCUUCUUUGGUUAAGAAGAAGGGUAGUCAUUGGUUCUACUUCCCUGCAAUGUCCUAUUUUUUGUCUUUUUCCUCGUCACAUUAUCUAACCUCUUUGGUUCAUUUCUCUUUUAUUUAUAGGCUCCAAUCCAGAAGUUUGCCGACAAGUUAUCAGCGUAUUUUGUUCCCACUGUGGUUACGAUCUCAAUUGUGACCUGGGUUAUCUGGCUCAUUAUUGGAUUUGUUGACAUUACAGUGCUCAGAAAGACUUUCAACGUAAGUACUGCUUAAAGAAGUCCUUUUUUUUUCUUGAGUAUUACAACUGUUUAAAGAAACGUGGGUCUAUGCUGUGUGAAGGAGAGUCUUUCUGAAAGAAGUGUCUUAUCACCGUUCUUGUUUUUCCACAGCCGGACCAGGAUAAUAAGACAGAGUUUGUGUUCGCUUUCGCCUUCCAGAUUGGCAUUACUGUGCUGGCCAUUGCGUGUCCCUGCGCUCUUGGUCUAGCCACCCCUACUGCUGUUAUGGUGGGUACAGGUAUUGGAGCUCAGAAUGGAAUACUGAUUAAGGGAGGCGAACCACUAGAGACCGCACACAAGGUAAGAACAGACAAGUUGUGCGCAGGUGUUUUCUCGCGCUUUAGGGAGUACGCUUAUCUCUACAUUUAGUUCUCAUUGGCGAUAUAAACCUCUUUGAAGAUUGGCCGUUGGGAUCAAUUUGGCUUUUGUUUGGAGAAACCCAGUCGAAAAACGUUUUGUUUGCAGGUGAAUGCUGUAGUGUUUGACAAGACAGGCACCUUGACACACGGCUCCCCUGAAGUGGUGAAGACAGCGCUUUUUGUCAAACCAGCCCAGUGCAGCGUGGAAAUGCUAUUGGCGCUAACAGGCACUGCUGAAAAUCACAGUGAACAUCCUAUCGGCGUAGCCAUUACUAAUUACGCCAAACAGGUAAGGGUAAAAACUGAAGCAAGAACUACAAUUUGAGUAUGUCAAAGGAAAAAAAUAGGCGCUAGGGGAAACUCACAGGAAUAGCAAUGUUGGACCGAAGUGCACUGUUAACUAAGCUUUAUUUAUUGUUUACGGAGUACAUCAAAUGGUUUGGAGCCGGUCAUGGAGUUAAACUGUUCGCACAAGGGUAGUUUUGAAAAAAAUAUUUUGUCGGUGACAGUGUCGACAGCUUGUGCGAAAUCUUCUUCAGUCAUAUUUACAAAACUGGAGGGUUAGAUAUUUACGGAUAUGUUAGAGGCGCCCUCUGCUUGAGGUAACCAAUUGACUUGGUUCCGUUAUUUGUGCAUGUUUAUUUGCUGAUUCGAAAAAGUGGGGGCGGGACGACUUUGAUGUUUUGAAUGACCCCUCUAUGGAGUGUCUCUGCUGGCCUAGAGUUCGGAUCAGAGCACUACUAGUACCACUGCUGACCAUAAUGUUAUCAACAGGAGCUGCAGACAGAAACUUUGGGUCAGUGUACGGAGUUCAAGGCAGUGCCAGGGUACGGUCUGACCUGUGCGGUCAGCGGUGUCGAAGACAUCAUUAAGCCCAAGACUGUUACGGACAAGAACCGGAAAAACCUGACCGUCAAGAUUAGCGGAGUUGUGAUUGACGAGAGUGCAGAUGCUGAUCCAACAUCAGUCAUCAGUGGCAGUGAUAAUGGUAAGGUUGCAGUAACUCCUACAUCAAACGCAGAAAGAAGUGGCCGCAAAGAAAAAACACAAAAGGCUAGCCUACGCAGCUCAAGGCCAAUUGCCAGUAAGAUGUAGUGGUGGCCUUUGAUCAGUUAAUUAAGUAGUCAUAUCAUGAAAUAGUUUGUGGUGAAAGAGUACUGUAGCAGAGGUAGCGAGUGGUCUUGUGCAAUCAGCUGCUAGGGAGCCUGUAUGUCAGUCUUUAUUGGCUGUGUAAGGGCCACUUCUUUCCGCCAAAACUUAAUUCCAAUUUUUUUCCCUUCUAAAUUGCAAUGGCAGUGAAAGAAGCAUCAUUCUCAAUACAAAACAUUCCCAAGUGAAGGAGAACUUCCGUUUGCAGUAUUUCGUCGCACUAAAACAAAUUUUAUUUCACGGUGACAGUCUCUUGGCAUUUCAGUCCUACUGCAAGAGUACAUUAUGUUUUAGCCUUUUUAUUCAACUUCACCUUUGUUAAUAAGGAUUACAGCUGGAGUGAAGGGCAUCAAAUACAUUGUCGCCUUGUAACCGUUUGUUCUUAUUUUUACUUUUUCUUCGCUCACCAAUUCUUUACCCGCUUGGAUACGUGUCGUUUCUGAAGCAUUGCGUAAUAAUCUUUUUCGUGAACAUAUCAUGAUUUGAAAACUGUUCCCCUUCUACAGCAGAGAGCCAAGCAGAGGAAGGAAGUAACGCUGCCAAAGAACCCACUAAAUACAAAGUGCUUAUUGGUAACAGAGAAUGGAUGCAACAGAACGGCUUAGAGGUUACUGAUGAGAUGGAAGAUGCCAUGCAAGAGCAUGAAGAAAAAGGACAUACCGCUGUACUCAUCAGCAUUGAUGGUAAGAACUCGAGAAAAGGAAAAGGUCGCCCGAUUAGUUGGCGGAAGUGCACACUCUCUCCGACUGCGCAGUGACCUCUUAAGUGGUGGAAAAAUUUCGCUCGUGUUGAUUUUCGAGCAAAUUUUUGAGUAGUUAUAAGGAAUCAGUAGCUCGUCGAGUACACCAGUCGUGCAAAUUUCUGAUCGUUCGGCAGAACAGAAAGCUCGUCGGGUGCUCCAGUCGUGCAAAUUUCUGAUUGUUCGGCAGAACAGAAAGUUCGUCGAGUGCACCGUUCUUGCAAAUUUCUGAGAGUCACGAGCUCGCUGGGUGCACUAGCGCUCUCGAGAUAAGUCUCCGGGCUGACAUUUUACCCUCCGACUUCGCAUAGUUUCAAUCCUGAUUCGCCGGAAUUUUUUCCCUCAGGUGUUCUUGUAGCAAUGAUGGCGGUCGCUGACACAGUGAAACAGGAGGCUCAGGCAACAGUGGCGACACUGAAAAGAAUGGGAAUAAGAGUAGUGCUGUUAACUGGAGACAACAAGAAGACGGCGUUCGCCAUCGCUAAGCAGGUCAGUUGCAAGAUGAUUUGUCUCGCUUUCGUAUGUCCAAAGCAACCUGAAACAUUCAUUUUCGCCCAGGAGUGUAGUUGAGCUGUACACUUCCUGAUUUCUGUUUCUUUGUCGUUUUGGGUCGUUGACGCUGAUCGUGAGCGACCCUUUCAGGAAAACUCCUACCAUCAUACUCAAAAACUGCUAUUCAUCAUACUUAUAAGAUAAGACAACGCUUUGUCCCUCGCUCGUGAUAAGACGAAUAAACAUCUGUUUUUGUUUCUUUACCAAGCUUUAAAAUCAUUAUCGUUCUUAUUCUAUCUACACACUUUCACAUGACGGUUUCGAAAUUACUGAUCCUAGCAGUAUGCAAGACGUGGGUCACAUGUAAACCUCUUAAUGACGCAGCUCACUUCAGAGUCUCUUUGACUACGUGGUAGAGCGUCAGAGCGUGGACUCCUAGGGCCUGAGGUUCGAUUCCUCAUGGGAACUCAUACUCGUGACGAGACAAAUAAACAACUGUCUCCAGCUCUGUAAUAUUAGUAGCUGAUAUAUUACGUUUGCCGCUCUGCACAUCCGGUUUUAUUCAUCAUCAUACGUAAGUUGGAAGUGCUGCAUGGUUAAAAUUUUCCUUGUUUCACCACAGGUUGGGAUACAGCAGGUAUUUGCAGAGGUUCUUCCUUCACACAAAGUGGAAAAAAUUCGUUCGCUUCAAGACAAAGGUUUUAUUGUAGCUAUGGUGGGUGACGGAGUCAAUGAUUCACCAGCCCUCGCACAGGCUCAUGUUGGAAUCGCUAUCGGCACUGGUACAGAUGUCGCUGUGGAGGCAGCUGAUGUUGUCUUAAUUAAGGUAACUGUUUGAUCAGCGUCUCUAUUCUCCAUUCCAUGUAAUUGCUAUGGAAAGUAUUUUUUAACUAUUUCUUAAAUGGAAUUACUUCGUGGUAGAUGCAAUGUCCGAAAGAGCCUUACAUUUAAAAUCAAAACAUCACUUAAUAUCAGAAUAUACCCCGGCCGGGUCACUGGGCUGUGUGCUGUCUCGACUCUCACUGUACCCCUUUCCACUUUAAUCCGCGAUUAAUUUUUUUUUUGCGUCUCAAUAUCGAGACAUUACCCAAGAAAGAGAAAGUAUCAGUUUGGAAGAGUUAUGUUGCUACCAAACCAAAUUCUUUCAUAUGAUUUCUUUGGAAAGUUAACAGCAGCAAGAGGCAAGUUUUACAUUCUGGUCCAAAGAUUUAGAAUUAAAUCAUACGAAAGGGGUUACUCCAAUACUUCUGUACGCGAUAGGCAAUUAUAGGCAUAUAUAUUAUCCUGGAGAUAACUAUCAUUGAGCAAUAUUCAGACGUCUCUCGAGUUCUUUUCAAUUGCUUACCUCAUCCGUUGCUGUCGUUAUUGUUUAUUUAGAGUGAUCUCAUGGAUGUAGCCGUCGCUAUCGACCUCUCACGGGUUACAGUCCGAAGAAUCUACAUCAACUUCUGCUUCGCGCUCAUCUACAACAUGAUUGGAAUCCCGUUAGCUGCUGGAGCGUUUGAACCUCUAGGCGUCGUUAUGAAGCCUUGGAUGGCAAGUAUUGCAAUGGCAGCGUCUUCUGUAUCUGUUGUUGGGUCAUCUUUGAUGCUCAGAUUGUAAGUUUUAUAGUUUGGUUUGAUAUUGUUUAGAGUCUCGUGUUCGGGGAUUACUAAGGUUUCUUUCAUUGAAAAUUUUAAAGAAAACUCAUUUACACAAACGUAUAUUUACGAUUGGGAGCUUUGGUCCGAGGCCCUGUUCUGGCAAACGCCCAGUUUGAACGGGACGAGAAACCACGCCAAGCUUUUGCCCUAGUUCUGUUUCAGUUAUGUACAAAGUGUCCGAUCAUGGAAGAUAAGUCAGUAAUCCUCAUUUAUAUUACAUAUUUUGAACCUUCCUUGGAAUGAGGCCUUACCUUUGUGCUAAAUGUGGUACAAACUACGCGCGCCUUUGUGUGGAUUAGUUCCGUUGUUAAGCUCGAUUUCCGCUGUUUUCUCGGGUCUGGUCUUCGAUCAUUCCGAGAGAGAGGACCAGGAAGGAGCUUGGGCUCGUUUCUUGAAUGGUGGCUGUUGUCAUGUAUAGUCACGUGUAAAUAAUAUGAAACAAACCUCUAUAGUAGUUUCGGCUUCCAUGAUGCGGAAUGAACGCGCGAGUGAUACGGAAUUUGUGGAAACCUUGAUGUUCACUGAUCGAAUGAUCUACUCUCUUUUCAGAUACAAGAAACCUGAGGCUGAAGAAGGUGUAAUAGGUUCAAGGAAUCCUUUCUCGUCUGGUUACACCAUGCUGAACACGGCUCCUAAUGACUCGUUAGACAUCCAACCAGAAGGCGGCUUUUCCAACAAGAAAUUCAGACGAACAUCUCGUAAAAAUUCUCGAAACCCCGCAGAACUGACGAAAAUGUCCUUCAUUUCAGACGACGCUUAG
This is a messenger RNA of Pocillopora meandrina, 13698 nucleotides long. NCBI's taxonomy places the organism in Eukaryota, Metazoa, Cnidaria, Anthozoa, Scleractinia, Pocilloporidae. The record is from the annotation of a GenBank genome assembly.